AUGCGUACCCGAGCUUGUGGUCCCACACGGUACUGUAACAAAAACACUAACACUGUCAAUAUCAGCACUGACAAUACCAGCACUGACAACUUCAGUGCUGACAACUGUAGCACCAAACAUAGCAGCAUCGACAACUGCAGGAAUUCUAUUAUCACCAUCACCGACAACUUCAGCGCCAACAACAACUCAAACAACGUAAGCUUCAACAACACCAGCACCGACAACUGCAACACCAACAUCUGCAGCACCAACAAAAGCAGCACCAACAACAGCAGCAGUGACAAUUGUAGCACCAACAACAGCACCACCAAAAACUGCAGUACCGACAACUCCAUCACCGACAACUGCAACACCGACAACAGCAGUACCGAAAACACCAGCACCGACAACAAUAGCACGAAGAACACCAGCACUGGCCACUACAGCACCGACAAUUACAGAUCCAACAACAACAUCCAUAACAGCAUGCACCGACAACAGGAGCACCAACAACUACAACACCGACAACAGCAGCACAGACAAAACCAGUACCGACAACAUCAGUACCGACAACAGCAGCACCGAGAACAGCACACCCAGCUGCACGGAGAAUUCCAGCACCAACAACAGCAGUUCCAGCGACACCAGCCCUGA
This is a messenger RNA of Portunus trituberculatus (swimming crab), 633 nucleotides long. RefSeq names its product probable serine/threonine-protein kinase DDB_G0280133. The transcript has 2 exons. Lineage: Eukaryota; Metazoa; Arthropoda; Malacostraca; Decapoda; Portunidae. The record is from RefSeq and is a predicted model, not a curated record. Bases 1 to 633 code for a protein of 210 amino acids.